Messenger RNA from Annulohypoxylon maeteangense, 1599 nucleotides. Its product is annotated as cytochrome P450. The transcript has 9 exons. Gene Ontology annotation, molecular function: heme binding; iron ion binding; oxidoreductase activity, acting on paired donors, with incorporation or reduction of molecular oxygen. NCBI's taxonomy places the organism in Eukaryota, Fungi, Ascomycota, Sordariomycetes, Xylariales, Hypoxylaceae. The record is from RefSeq and is a predicted model, not a curated record. The coding region runs from base 1 to 1599 and encodes 532 amino acids.
AUGGAAGGGUAUAGCCAGUCUUCUCGACUCGUCAAUACAAGUCGAAUCGGCCUCCAUGAGAUAUGGGGUGAAUUUACCCAAGAGAUGCACACAUGGCAUCUAUCAAUACCACAGAUCUUGCUUGCCAUCGCUUUGGUGUUCGUCACCCAUCGAACUACGAUUGUUUUUUAUCGUCUCUACUUUCAUCCGCUGAGCCGUUUCCCGGGACCCAAACUGGCUGCCUGCACUACCUUAUACCGAGCUUACUACCAGAUGGUCUGUGAUGGAGAACACGUUGCUCACGAUACGAAACUGCAUGAAAGCUACGGCCCCGUCGUUAGAAUUGCCCCACACACUCUUCAUUUCCGUAAUCCGAAGGCAUUCCAGGAUAUGUUCAAGUUCACGUCGAAAUUGAUCAAAGCCAAUGAUUUCUACGACCACCUUGGCCAAUCUGAUGCCUUAUUCGGUCUCGUAGACGAGGCUGUUCAUAAGGAACGCUUCAAGCUGGUGGCUGACCUCUUCUCGCGGAAAAAGGCAUUGGAAUUUGAAGGACUUAUCGUCAACAAUGCAAAUCGGCUAUGUGAGUUGUUGCUCAAGAGAAUUGCUAGCGACGACAAGCCUGUAAACAUUGCUCGAGCAUAUCGCGCUGUGGCCCUGGAUGUCGUUCAGGACUUUGUCUUCGAUUUUGUGCCCUCUCAUCUUCGCGGCAUGCAAGACGAGUCGUUCGACACCCUUUUCGUCGACACAACGUGGGACGUUAUGGACUGGACGGCCUGGUGCUUUCGCAACUUUCCCCUGGCCCUGACAUUCUCCAACCAGCUGCCACAGCCUCUUCGACGAAUUCUAUUCCCGGGAGAGGCUGCUAAUAUUGAGUCAUUCGAUACAAUCUAUAAGCUCGUCCAAGCCAACGUGGCAGUUGGCCCUAAUUGGAAGCGAGAUAGUCUUCUCAGUCGUAUGGCUGGUAAAGUCACGAUGCGUCAGCUCACCGCGGAGUGUAUGGGAACUAUGUUUGGUGGUGUCAUAAACAUUGCCAAUAUGCUACCAUACGGGGCUUUCCGUGUCAGUCAGAACCCUACUCUACAGGAGGAGGUUUUCCGCGAGCUGGAAUCGAUUUGGUUGGAUCCCAAUGACCCGAUCCCUAGUUACAAUCAGCUGUCUCAGCUUCCUCUCUUGAAAGGUGUAGUGAAGGAGACUCUACGCCUAAUGCACGGCAUCAUCGUCGGACCUCCAAGACUCACCCCAGCCGAAGGAGCAGAGAUUGAUGGAUACUUUGUUCCCCCAAAUGUGGUUGUGACAACCUCUUCGCUCUAUUGUCAUACCAAUCCCGACGUCUUCUCCGAGCCCGAGAAGUUUGAUCCGCACCGCUGGGACGGCAACUCGUCCGAAAUGGACAAAUGGUUGGUGCCCUUCUCCAAAGGCAAGAGAAUGUGCCCUGGGAAAGAGAUCUCGAUCAUGGAGCUCUUUAUUAUUCUCGCCCUCACUUUUCGUAAAUUCAAGCUCGAGCCGGUGGAGACUACUCUCGAAGAUUUCGAUUGGAAGGUCUAUGUAUCUCUGCAUUUUAAGGGUCGUUUUUUCCACGCCAAUAUGAUCCCUCGUCCUGGUGUUGUUGUCGCAGCUUGA